CAUGAUACAAUGGAUUUAUUAAAGAAGCUUCAAUCGAACGAAAUAAACUCGAGGAAAUACUCAUCUUUUGUACUUUUGCAGUUGUCAUCCACCAAGGGGUUCCACGCUUCUUACACCCUACUAUUCCUUCUAUCAGUUGCACCCAAUAACAUCAUGUGGGUUCCAAAAUUUCCUAUUUGGUAGCAUGAAGUUAGAGAAACGAAAGACAUUCCAGGGAAGACGCAAUCAACACCCUUCUUACACUUGAACCUGAAUAGAUACGUUUUCACAAUCCCCAGGAUGGUACAUUUUAUAUCCUCAAUAUUAUCGCCAAUCACUACUAGAUGCCUGAGACAUUCUUUAGUCGCACGUAUAUGUACCAGUCACUUGCCAAAGACCAAAUAGUAGCACAAGGUGUUGG
This is a messenger RNA of Suhomyces tanzawaensis NRRL Y-17324, 400 nucleotides long. RefSeq lists its product as uncharacterized. Bases 10 to 183 code for a protein of 57 amino acids. NCBI's taxonomy places the organism in Eukaryota, Fungi, Ascomycota, Pichiomycetes, Serinales, Debaryomycetaceae. The transcript has a single exon. The record is from RefSeq and is a predicted model, not a curated record.